Messenger RNA from Setaria italica (foxtail millet), 2083 nucleotides. Its product is annotated as mannan endo-1,4-beta-mannosidase 2. Gene Ontology annotation, biological process: carbohydrate metabolic process. NCBI's taxonomy places the organism in Eukaryota, Viridiplantae, Streptophyta, Magnoliopsida, Poales, Poaceae. The transcript is spliced from 5 exons. Gene Ontology annotation, molecular function: hydrolase activity, hydrolyzing O-glycosyl compounds. The record is from RefSeq and is a predicted model, not a curated record. Bases 242 to 1636 code for a protein of 464 amino acids.
AGCUACCACUUGUCGCAACCACUGGCCCCUCCUCCUACUUCACAGUCCACAGCCCCCCUCCUCUCCUCCCACUCCACUCUCCGCCCCACUCCGCCCUCUGCUCCGCCCCACUCCGCCCUCUGCUCCGCCCCACUCCGCCUUCUAGAACAUCUAGGGAGCAUCCCACUCCGCAUGGUCGCCCCAUAGCACUAGCGCCCCAAUCUCCCCGUGACCACCCCCACCGACGCUCGCACCGGCGACAAUGGCGGUGGGCGGCGGCCUGGCCCUGUACCACGUCCUCGGCGUGGCCACCUGCGUGGCGCUGCUCUACUUCACCUUCGGCGAGGUGGACCUCCGCCACAUCUCGCUCUCGUCCCUGCCCGCCUCCGGCUUCGGCUUCGGCUCCGGCGCCGGGCCCUCCUCCUCCUCCUCCCGCGCGGCCGCCGCCGUGACGGCGCCCUUCGUGGAGCGGCGCGGCGCGCAGCUGUUCCUGGACGGCCAGCCGUUCUACCCGAACGGGUGGAACUCCUACUGGCUCAUGGACCAGGCCGUGGAGCCCCGGAGCCGCGACCGCGUGUCCCGCAUGUUCCGCGCCGCCGCCGAGAUGGGCCUCACCGUGUGCCGCUCCUGGGCCUUCAACGACGGCGCCUACAACGCGCUCCAGGUCUCCCCCGGCCACUUCGACACGCGCGUCUUCAAGGCGCUGGACUGGGUGGUGGUGGAGGCCGGGCGGCACGGGGUGCGGCUGAUCCUGAGCCUGGCGAACAACCUGGAGGCGUACGGCGGGAAGACGCAGUACGUGCGGUGGGCGUGGGAGGAGGGCGUCGGCCUCUCCGCCUCCAACGAUUCCUUCUUCUACGACCCCGCCAUCCGCGACUACUUCAAAGCCUACCUCAAGACGCUGCUGACGAGGAAGAACCACUUGACAGGGGUGGAGUACAGGGACGACCCCACUAUCCUCGCGUGGGAGCUGAUGAACGAGCCCCGCUGCACCACGGACCCAUCCGGCGACACGCUGCAGCGCUGGAUCGAGGAGAUGGCGGCGUACGUCAAGUCCAUCGACAAGAAGCAUCUCCUCACCGUCGGCACCGAAGGGUUCUACGGGCCGACGAGCCCGGAGAGCAAGCGGGACGUCAACCCGGGCGUCUGGAAGGACAACAACUACGGCUCGGACUUCAUCCGCAACGCCAAGAUCCCGGACAUCGACUUCGCUUCCAUCCAUCUCUACCCUGACACCUGGCUGCAGAAGCAGCACGCCACGGUGAACGAGAAGCUCCAGUUCGUGAAGCGGUGGGUGUCCUCCCACAUCGAGGACGGGGACAAGGAGCUGAACAAGCCGGUGCUCACCACCGAGUUCGGGCUGUCGCACCGCGCCCAGGGCUUCGACCCCUCCCACCGCGACGUCUUCUACAAGGCCAUCUACGACAUCGUCUACGCGUCGGCGUCCCGGGGAGGCGCGGGCGCCGCCGCCUUAGUGUGGCAGCUCGCCCCGGAGGGCAUGGAGGAGUUCCACGACGACUACUCGGUCGUGCCCAGCGAGCACCCGUCGCUGCGCAGGCUCAUCAAGAAGCAGUCGUGCAGGCUCGCCAAGCUGAGGCCCGGGGUCGGGGAAGAGGCCAAGCGGGUGCUGGCGGCGUGCGCCGCCGGCUCGUCGUAGGAAGAACGGCCGGUGCGGAGGAGGAGCCGUUUGCUUUACACGUCCUUCGAGCUUUGUUGCGCCCAGGUCGAGCUUUUUGUCGUUUGUUUUGUCCUCCGAAUCGAGCGAGCGGUGAAGUGUGUCAGAGAAAGAUCACCGGAAAAUGAAUAGAAAGCACAAAAAAAAAGGGUGUGUGUUGCCUCGUGAGGCUUUGGCGAUGCUGCUGGUUAGAUUCGUUUAAUUGUCGCCAGCGCCGACACCUGCGGAAUUGCAGAUCGGCAUAGAUAAGCUACAGUUUUCCUUCCUGUGCAACGGGUUAUGGUAGAUGCCCUUGGCCUUUGAUAUAUGUAAAGUCAUCGUCGAGUGGCAUCCAAUGGUAAUAGCCGUCCUAUAUAUAAUGUAUUUCUGGACAUGAGCUUUUUAUAUAUAUAGCUGUGAGCAUAAGAGGACAAGCAUAGAAAUGGAGCA